CGGGCCGGUGUAGAAUGAGAUCUGAGAGUCCUGUAGAAUGAGAUUUGAGAGUCGCUCAUUUGCGUGCGCAUUCCAACCCACAAACAAUCGCGGGCUUUCCAAAUUCCGUGACGGCAACUCAACCCUAAUCGCUGUGUAGCGCUGUAGAUUCAGACGAAACCAAAGAAGCGGAUAUUUGCUCAAAUAUCGAAAGCUUUGAUCCUUUCAAUUGGUGUCUUACUCCCCUUCAGUUAUCGGCGUAAUUUGAGAUUGGAUUGCAGAAGCACGAAGAGGUAAAGAGAAGCAGUAGAUAAAGGAUGGGGAAGAAAAAGAAGAGGACAUCAGAUAAGGUAUGGUGCUACUACUGCGACCGAGAGUUUGAUGAUGAGAAGAUUCUGGUGCAGCACCAGAAGGCCAAGCACUUCAAGUGUCAUGUCUGCCAGAAGAAGCUGUCUACUGCCGGCGGCAUGGCCAUCCACGUCCUCCAGGUCCACAAAGAGUCCGUCACAAAGGUGCCAAAUGCAAAAGCUGGCAGGGAAUCAACAGAUAUUGAAAUAUACGGAAUGCAAGGUAUCCCGCCAGAUGUUUUGGCUGCUCACUAUGGAGAAGAAGACGAAGGGGCUCCUUUAAAAGCAGCCAAAGCAGAUGUUUUGGCACCGCAGUAUGCUGGAGGUGUUGUUCCAGGGGCAUUGCCUGCUGCUUAUCCUCCCCUAGGCACAGUUCGACCUCUGUAUAAUACUGGUGUUCCUAUGCCUCGUGCUGGUUGGGCUGCACCACCACGACCUCAGCUGUGGUAUCAACAGUAUCCUGCUGUCUCCGUGCCACCACCCCCACCUAUGAGCUUGCCACAGCAGCCCUUGUUUCCUGUCCAGAAUGUUAGGCUACCUGUGCCAUCAAAUGCAUCUCCUACUACCCUUCAACCUUCAUUUGCAAUCACCCCUCCAGGAAUGCAGGCAUCUACUUCUGCUUCUACAGUCUCUCAACCCUUGUUCCCUGUUGUUCCACCGAAUGUUAAUCCUUCUCAGAGCUCACCAUUUUCUGCACCUAAACUCCCAACAAGCUCUUCAUCUGAAGUGCAGAGCGCUGUUAUCUCGAACCUUCCCAGUAGUACUCUUGCAGUAAAUGGCUAUCAGGCUGCAGGCAUUCAAGCUGCAGCACCACUGAAUUCACAUUCUUAUGCUUCUGGACCUAACACAAGUGGGCCUUCAAUCGGACCACCUCCUGUAAUCUCUAAUAAAGCUCCUGUCUCUCAGCCAACAACAAAUGAAGUCUACCUGGUUUGGGAUGAUGAAGCUAUGUCCAUGGAAGAACGAAGGAUGUCUCUGCCAAAGUAUCAGGUGCAUGAUGUUACUAGCCAGAUGAGCUCGAUAGAUGCAGCAAUUGACCGGAGAAUAUCAGAGAGCAGGCUGGCUGGACGAAUGGCUUUUUAAGACCCAUCAGAGUUUAGAAUAUAUUCAUCGACUCUCUUUGAAUGCAAGGUUCUUUGCAUCGUAUGGCAAGUUCGAGCUAAUGUAUCUGCUGGUCACGCAAAUCAACCCCAAUACAAUUUUAUAGGUAUUAGAUAGAUUGCUUCUUCUGCUCUUGCAAUGAUAUCUGGUGAAGACCAUUUAUGGGUCUCUGGACCUACUUAGCAUGUAUUACAAUGGCGUGGUGUAGCCAAUGGUUUCCUCUGAAAUUUACAUUCAAUUAUUAUAUCAUCUAAAAAUUAAAGUAUGCUUGUUGUACUUCUAAAGUAAAAAAGUGAACUACUCCGUAGAUGGCUGAUUGAUUCGAUUGUUUUUUAUUUAAUUCUGGACUAAGAUGCUAGCAGCUAGCUAUCACUUAUCAACAAGGAUCUUGAAGAUGAAAAUGUCAAGAAUAUAUUGAAAACCAUUAAUCUGAGUGUUCGUUUGGCA
Molecule: messenger RNA, 1874 nt
Organism: Cuscuta europaea
Lineage: Eukaryota; Viridiplantae; Streptophyta; Magnoliopsida; Solanales; Convolvulaceae
Source: the annotation of a GenBank genome assembly